AUGGGACGGCCGUCCCUCCCGCUGCGGCUGCUGCUGGCGCUGCUGCUGCCGCCGCCAGCGCCGUUGCUCUGGGCGCUGCGCCCGGCGCCCUGCCCGGAGCCCUGCAGCUGCCCGCCCGACGGCGCCCUGCGCUGCCCCGGCCCGCGGGCCGGCCUCAGCCGACUAUCACUCACCUAUCUCCCUAUCAAAGUAAUCCCAUCUCAAGCUUUCAGAGGACUUAAUGAGGUCAUAAAAAUUGAAAUCUCUCAGAGUGAUUCCCUGGAAAAGAUAGAAGCUAAUGCCUUUGACAACCUCCUCAAUUUGUCUGAAAUACUGAUCCAGAACACUAAAAACCUGGUGUACAUUGAGGCCGGAGCAUUUACAAAUCUCCCUCAGUUAAAAUACCUAAGCAUCUGUAACACAGGCAUCCGCAAGCUUCCAGAUGUUACGAAGAUCUUCUCCUCUGAAUUUAAUUUCAUUCUGGAAAUUUGUGAUAACUUACACAUAACCACUGUACCAGGAAAUGCUUUUCAAGGGAUGAAUAACGAAUCCAUAACGCUAAAACUAUAUGGAAAUGGAUUUGAAGAAAUACAAAGUCAUGCAUUCAAUGGGACAACACUGAUUUCCCUGGAGCUAAAGGAAAACGCACACCUGGAGAAGAUGCACAACGACGCCUUCCGGGGGGCCACGGGGCCUAGCAUCUUGGAUAUUUCUUCCACUAAACUGCAGGCCCUGCCUAGCUAUGGGCUAGAGUCCAUUCAGACGCUAAUUGCCACAUCAUCCUAUUCUCUGAAAAAACUGCCAUCAAGAGAAAAAUUUACCAACCUCCUGGAUGCCACAUUGACUUACCCCAGCCACUGCUGUGCUUUUAGGAACUUGCCAACAAAAGAGCAGAAUUUUUCAUUUUCCAUUUUUAAAAACUUUUCCAAACAAUGUGAAAGCACAGCAAGGAGACCAAAUAAUGAAACACUUUAUUCCGCCGUCUUUGCCGAGAUUGAACUGAGUGGCUGGGAUUACGACUAUGGUUUCUGCUUACCCAAGACACUCCAGUGUGCUCCUGAACCAGAUGCUUUCAAUCCCUGUGAAGACAUUAUGGGCUAUGACUUCCUUAGAGUCCUGAUUUGGCUGAUUAAUAUCCUGGCCAUCGUGGGGAAUGUGACUGUCCUCUUUGUCCUCCUGACUAGUCGCUAUAAACUCACAGUGCCCCGCUUUCUCAUGUGCAACCUCUCCUUUGCAGACUUGUGCAUGGGGCUCUACCUGCUCCUCAUUGCCUCAGUCGAUGCCCAAACCAAAGGCCAGUACCAUAACCACGCCAUAGACUGGCAGACAGGGAGUGGGUGCAGCGCGGCUGGCUUUUUCACCGUUUUUGCAAGUGAACUCUCUGUCUACACCCUCACAGUCAUCACGCUAGAAAGAUGGCACACCAUCACCUAUGCUAUUCAACUGGACCAAAAGCUGCGACUGAAACAUGCCAUCCCAGUCAUGCUCGGAGGAUGGCUCUUUUCUUCUCUCAUUGCCAUGCUGCCUCUUGUGGGUGUCAGCAAUUACAUGAAGGUCAGCAUUUGCCUCCCCAUGGAUGUGGAAACCACCCUCUCACAGGUCUACAUCUUAACCAUCCUGAUUCUCAAUGUGCUGGCCUUCAUCAUCAUUUGUGCCUGCUACAUUAAAAUUUAUUUCGCAGUCCAAAAUCCAGAGCUGAUGGCUACCAACAGAGAUACAAAGAUUGCUAAGAAAAUGGCGGUCCUCAUCUUCACCGAUUUCACCUGCAUGGCACCAAUCUCUUUCUUUGCCAUCUCAGCUGCCUUCAAAGUGCCCCUCAUUACAGUAACCAACUCAAAGGUUCUGCUGGUUCUCUUUUAUCCUGUCAAUUCAUGCGCCAAUCCGUUUCUGUAUGCAAUUUUCACGAAGGCAUUCCGAAGGGAUUUCUUUCUGUUGCUGAGCAAAUUUGGCUGCUGUAAAUAUCGAGCUGAACUUUAUAGGAGGAAGGAUUUUUCAGCUUAUAUCUCCAACUGCAAAAAUGGCUUCACUGGAUCAAAUAAGCCCUCCCGGUCUACCUUGAAGUUGACCACAUUACAAUGUCAAUAUUCUGCUGUCCUGGACAAGACUUGCUGUAAGGAGUGUUAA
Dama dama (fallow deer) is the source of this 2103-nucleotide messenger RNA. RefSeq names its product luteinizing hormone/choriogonadotropin receptor (gene LHCGR). Gene Ontology annotation, biological process: ovulation cycle process; male gonad development; phospholipase C-activating G protein-coupled receptor signaling pathway. Gene Ontology annotation, cellular component: membrane. Lineage: Eukaryota; Metazoa; Chordata; Mammalia; Artiodactyla; Cervidae. The coding region runs from base 1 to 2103 and encodes 700 amino acids. Gene Ontology annotation, molecular function: luteinizing hormone receptor activity. The record is from RefSeq and is a predicted model, not a curated record. The transcript is spliced from 11 exons.